AUGUAUUUGUCAAGAUUCCUGUCACUUCACACCCUCUGGGUUACUGUAUCCUCCGUGAUGCAGCACUACCCUUCUGUGUGGGGACACUAUGACGUGUGUAAGACUCAGAUUUACACGGAAGAAGGAAAAGUAUGGGAUUACAUGGCCUGCCAGCCAGAAGCCAGAGACAUGAUCAAAUAUGUAAAAGUGACUCUGGAUCCCCCCGACAUAACAUGUGGAGAUCCUCCCGAGACUUUCUGUGCAAUGGGGAAUCCCUACAUGUGCAAUAAUGAAUGUGAUGCAAGUACCCAAGAACUGGCUCAUCCUCCAGAACUGAUGUUCGAUCUGGAAGGAAGACAUCCCUCCACAUUCUGGCAGUCCACAACUUGGAAGGACUAUCCGAAGCCUCUUCAUGUUAAUAUUACACUCUCCUGGAACAAAACCAUUGAGCUUACAGAUAACAUAGUUAUCACCUUUGAAUCUGGCCGUCCAGACCAAAUGAUCCUGGAGAAAUCACUCGACUAUGGACGAACGUGGCAGCCCUACCAAUACUAUGCCACAGACUGCUUAGAUGCUUUUCACAUGGAUCCAAAAUCAGUGAGGGAUUUAUCACAGCACACAGUCCUAGAAAUCAUUUGCACAGAGGAAUACUCUACUGGGUACAUGACAAAUAGCAAAAUAAUCCACUUUGAAAUCAAAGAUAGAUUUGCUUUUUUUGCUGGACCUCGGCUUCAUAACAUGGCUUCUCUUUAUGGCCAGCUUGACACCACCAAGAAGUUAAGAGAUUUCUUUACCAUCACAGAUCUGAGGAUAAGACUGCUUAGGCCAGCAACUGGUGAAAUAUAUGUAGAUGAGCAACACCUGGCACGCUACUUUUAUGCAAUCUCAGACAUAAGGGUAUAUGGAAGGUGUAAGUGCAACCUUCAUGCUACUGGCUGUAAAGAAGAAAACAAAAGACUACUUUGUGAAUGUGAGCAUAACACAACGGGCCCAGACUGUGGAAAAUGCAAGAAGAAUUAUCAGGGCCGACCGUGGAGCCCUGGUUCUUAUCUGCCUAUACCUAAGGGCACUGCUAAUAUCUGUAUACCCAGUAUUUCCAGUAUUGGUAAUCCUCCAAAGUUUGAUAGGAUAUGGCCGAAUAUUUCUUCCCUUGAGGUUUCUAAACCAAACCAAGUUGCUCCCAAAUUAGCUAUGUCAACUGUUUCUUCUGUUCAAGUUGCAAACCACAAGAGAGACUGUGAAUGCUUCGGGCACUCCAACCGGUGCAGUUACAUCGAGCUGCUCAAUACGGUCAUUUGCGUGAGCUGUAAGCACAACACUAGAGGUCAGCACUGCGAGUUAUGCAGGCUGGGCUACUUCAGAAAUGCUUCUGCAGAGCUGGACGAUGAAAAUGUGUGCAUAGACUGUUAUUGUAACCCUUUUGGUUCAGUCCAUGAUCGCUGUAAUGACAGAGGAUUUUGUGAGUGUAAGGAGGGAACAUCAGGGCCUAAAUGUGAUAAAUGUCUGCCGGGAUAUAUCUGGCACAGCUUGGGCUGUCAACCCAACGUGUGUGACAACGAGCUCCUGCACUGCCAGAACGGCGGAACCUGCAUCAACAACGUGCGCUGCCAGUGCCCGCCGGCCUACACGGGCAUCCUGUGCGAGAAGCUGCGCUGCGAGCGGGAGCCGGGCGGCUGCGGCCGCAGCUCGGCCCCGGGGCGGGCGGCGCCCGGGCUCUGCUGGUUGCCAGCCAUGCCUACGUAA
Molecule: messenger RNA, 1722 nt
Organism: Pyrgilauda ruficollis (rufous-necked snowfinch)
Lineage: Eukaryota; Metazoa; Chordata; Aves; Passeriformes; Passeridae
Gene: NTNG1
Product: netrin G1
Exons: 9
Coding region: 1-1722 (573 amino acids)
Molecular function (GO): cell-cell adhesion mediator activity
Source: RefSeq, a predicted model, not a curated record